CUCUGCUAUUUUUGUCAGUUGCGAACAGGUCAGCGCAAGAUGAGUUUCAUUUUUUGGUUUAUAGUUUUUGUCUCCGUGACAUACGGCGCUGUUGAUAAAGCCCUAUUGCCGGAAAUAAAUUGUGCGGACGAAAUUAAAGCCAUCAAGGAGAGACUUGCAAAGGUUGAAGAAGAACAGGAGCUCGAAAAGGAACGCGAUUUUCGAUUAAAUCAUGGUUCUGGAAGGCGCUCAUACGAAGUUGACGCAGUGGCGUUCUUUGCAACUAUUGGUGCUACAGUUGACCAUCUGGGACAGGGACAGACAGUCGUGUUCGAUCAACUAUUGACCAUGAUCGAUUCAACACAUUCUGUAGGAGCUUAUAGUGCCACCACUGGCGUCUUUACAGCCCCAUUGAACGGGUUGUACGUGUUUUCUGUAACAUUGUUGGCACUUAACACACACGCCACGCACUUAGCUUUGCAUAAAAACAACACCCCGCUUUCAACAAUCUACGUGAACGCGAAUUCCGCAUCCUCAACGGUUACCGUUUCGCUAGUUAGAGGAGAUAGCGUGUACGUGAAACACAUGGACAAUGACCAUGGCUUGUACGGAGCCUUUUAUGGUGGACAGUCCACAUUCACUGGGUUUCUGUUGCAAAGGGAGUACGACGACAGUCCAGUAGUUGGAUGAAACAGAAAAAAUGUCAUACCAAAAAAAAUAAAAUCAUUAUACUGUU
Dreissena polymorpha is the source of this 715-nucleotide messenger RNA. Its product is annotated as heavy metal-binding protein HIP-like. The coding region runs from base 40 to 669 and encodes 209 amino acids. Lineage: Eukaryota; Metazoa; Mollusca; Bivalvia; Myida; Dreissenidae. The record is from RefSeq and is a predicted model, not a curated record. Gene Ontology annotation, molecular function: protein binding. The transcript has 2 exons.